Messenger RNA from Lizanozyma spartinae, 1650 nucleotides. RefSeq lists its product as uncharacterized. Bases 1 to 1650 code for a protein of 549 amino acids. The transcript has a single exon. NCBI's taxonomy places the organism in Eukaryota, Fungi, Ascomycota, Pichiomycetes, Serinales, Debaryomycetaceae. Gene Ontology annotation, molecular function: transmembrane transporter activity. The record is from RefSeq and is a predicted model, not a curated record. Gene Ontology annotation, biological process: transmembrane transport. Gene Ontology annotation, cellular component: fungal-type vacuole.
AUGACAGAGGCUGAUAUCGUCCCUGGUACCGUUCAUUUGGUUGAUAUAGAGGGUUUCCUUCAUGUCAAGAAGGAAACAGGCUCUAAACAUAAUAUUAUUCUUGUACCUCAACCAACUUCUAACCCCAAUGACCCUCUUAGAUGGUCAAAAACUAAAAAGAACUUACAAUUUUUGCUUGUAUGGUUCUGGGCUUUCAUGUUGGCUGUUAGUGUGGCCUUUUUCGGUUCGUUAUAUGGAGUUUGGAUAUCAGAAGAAGGGUAUACUAUUGUUAAAUUGAACAACAUGGUGGGAUUGCUUUAUGCUUUCCUAGGUAUUGGCGUGAUUACGUUACAACCAACUGCAAUGAAAUUGGGUAGACGUUUCGUCUACUUGAUAUGUUCCGUCAUUUCUUUAGUGGCUUUGGCUGUUGGUGGAAGCGCAAAAUCAAUAGCUUAUCUUUAUGCUUACGGUAUUUUAAGCGGAUAUUCAGCAGCACCUGUUGAUUCUUUGGUAGAAAUCAGUGUUACUGAUACCUUCUUCAAACAUGAAACUGCUACGUAUUUGGGUUACGUUUUAUUGGCCCUUUAUGCUGGUUCUUUCUUGGGCCCUACAGCUGCUGGUUUUAUUGUUGAAAAGCAUAGCUGGAGAUGGACCUAUUGGACUCAAAUAAUCAUUAUUGGGGUCACAUUUAUUGUUCAAAUCUUCUGUAUGCGUGAAACUUUGUUCAGUAGACUGAGAUACACGAAGAAUGACAACCUUGAAGAUAAUAUUCUUUCUCAAAUCCAGUCCCAUGUCAGUGGUGCAUUACCAGAAGAAUCGGAGAAACAAUAUAGUGCUGAAACUGAUAACGUUUCUUUAUCUCAAGAUAUUGAAAACAUGGGAGAAGUGGAUCCAACUAUUGCACCUCGUACUUACAUGGAAAAGUUGAAACCUUAUGAAAUAACGUACAAUGAUGAACGUUCUUGGUUGGUUAUAUUCUUGAGACCAUUUGUUUGCUACUUCCCAGGUAUUAUUUACGGUGCUUUGGUCUAUGGUGCUCAAAUUGCAUGGCUUUCAUUAUUAACUACAACACAAGCUACUUUGUUUGGUGCCCCACCAUAUAACUUUGCUCCAGACAUGGUUGGUACUACUGGUGUGGCAGCUUUUAUUGGUGCUACCUUUGGUAUGCUUUAUGGGGGUAAAUUCUCUGAUUACUUGAUUAUUCGUUUGUCAGAGAGAAACAAAGGUGUUUUUGAACCAGAAUUCAGAUUAUGGGCCAUGAUUAUUCCAACAUUAAUCAACGCUGCUGGUAUUCUUGCUUACGGGUUGGGUAUCAAUAAUGGUGUCCACUGGGCAAUCCCGGUAAUUAUCGGUAAAGGAUUCUUAGGUUUUUCUAUGAGUGCUACUGGUUCAAUUACAUUGACAUACGCUAUUGACUGUUAUCCUAAGAUGGCUAGUGACGCAUUUGUAUUGAUGCUAUUCAUCCGUAACUGUAUUGGUUGUGGCUUUACAUUCGGGUUUGAACACUGGUUGAUUGCAUGUGGAUUAAGUCAAUUGACUUGGUUGUUGUUCAUGAUUAGUAUUAUCAUAAACGGUUCGUUUAUCUUCUUCCUAAAAUGGGGUAAAGAUUUCAGAAGAAUGACAGCCAAAAGAUACUUGAGGUUGGCUAAAACUGGUGGGUCAACUCACUAA